AUGAAGGAGCACUGCACGCUGCGCGAGUUCAGCGGGUCUCUGGGCGACUUGGGCACGCUGAUUCCCAUUCUCAUAUCCCUGACGGUGCAGGGGUCGGCUAGCCUGACAUCAUCGCUGUUCUUUGGCGGGCUGUACAAUAUCCUGACCGGGUUCUUCUACGGCGUGCCCAUGUGUGUGCAGCCAAUGAAGUCAAUUGCAGCCAUCGCCCUCACCAACAAGUUUACGCCUGGCGAGCUGGCGGGUGCCGGGCUGGGUGUCUCUGCGAUUGUCAUGUUCCUGGGGCUAUCGCGGCUGCUCUGGCUGGUGACUCGGUUUGUGCCCCUGCCAGUCGUCAAGGGUCUGCAGCUGGGCGCAGCCCUGCAGCUGUGCAAGAAGGGCAUCGACGCGAUCAAGACCAAUGCGUCGUUCUGGGGCGACAGCCUGAUCUGGAGCGACAACCUGUGGUGGGCAACGGCGUCGUUUUUGCUGGUCCUGUUUGUGUAUGAGCGGCGUCGCGUGCCCACGGCCAUGGUUAUCUUCAUGCUGGGCCUGAUCUUUGCGCUGGUGCAGACAGGCACGCACCACCAGUAUGACAAGGUGCACCCAGGCGCCCAUUUUGUCCACGCUGUGGUGCCAACAGCGAAGGAGUUCAAGACAGGCUUUUUGAGCGCCGGUCUGGGCCAGCUGCCUUUGACGCUGCUGAACUCGGUCAUCGCCCUGGCAGCUCUGGCGCGCGAGCUGUUCCCCGGCUACGAUCCGUCAGUGGUCCACAUCAGCUCGACCAUUGGCGCCAUGAACAUCGUCGGGUGCUUCCUGGGCUCGAUGCCGUUCUGCCACGGCAGCGGUGGCCUGGCGGGCCAGUACUUCUUUGGAGCACGGACGGAGCUGUCCCUGUACUUUUUGGGCCUGGUCAAGAUCAUCCUGGGAGUGGUGUUUGGCGAGUCGCUGCUGACAAUUCUCAAGUGGUUCCCAAAGUCGCUGCUGGGCGUGAUGCUGUUCACAGCGUCGAUCGAGCUGGGGCUGGUGGCCCGCAACUUCACACACUACCCGCACGACGAGAAGCGCAGGAAGCGCGAUUUCGUUGUCGUGCUGUCAACCACGGCUGCGCUGGUUGGGUUCUCCAACGACGGGCUCGGAUUCCUGGUCGGCAUGGCCACGGCUCUGGCCACGCUGCUGCCCACCAACAGCGAGAGCGAUGUCAACUCGCCGUCGCGUGCUACGGGCUCGCCGGUGCUGAAGCCUGCCAGCGGCGCUGCCACCGACAGCGAUUUUGGCCAAGGCCUUGGCGAGUCGCAGCGGCUUGAGGCAGCCAAGCGUGCGAUGGAUAACUGCUGUUGA
Linderina pennispora is the source of this 1317-nucleotide messenger RNA. RefSeq lists its product as uncharacterized. The transcript is spliced from 2 exons. Gene Ontology annotation, molecular function: molybdate ion transmembrane transporter activity. NCBI's taxonomy places the organism in Eukaryota, Fungi, Kickxellomycota, Kickxellomycetes, Kickxellales, Kickxellaceae. Bases 1 to 1317 code for a protein of 438 amino acids. The record is from RefSeq and is a predicted model, not a curated record. Gene Ontology annotation, biological process: molybdate ion transport.